AUGGACAGCUACUAUGAGUUCGACAUUUGGGAGGCUUCCAUGGGAACACGCAUUGCCUUGGUGUCCGUCUGCGGCGUUAUGACCGCAGUUGGAAUCCUUGGUAACCUCUUGAUCAUAUUCCUUGUUGCCAAGGUGAAAUCGCUCCGGACUACGGUGAAUAAAAGCUUGGCCUUCCUAAGUCUGGCGGAUGUGUUGUUCCUCGUCUAUCAGCCAGUCGUGACGAUGAACUGGGAGUUUGGAGUGGACGAUUCCAACCUAGGAGAACACCUCUGUUAUUUCAUCCUGUUUUACGACAAAGGCGGUGUAUUUUGCUCUACUUUGAUCUUCCUGUUUGUUAGCCUGGAUCGUUAUAUCGCAGUCUGUCAUCCUCUCGUCUCGCUUUACUACUGGUCGGGACGUCGCACAUUCUACGUCCUCACCAGCAUCGUGCUCCUCACCGUCGCUUUCUCUUUCCCCACCUACAUCAUGUCUCGCUACGACACGUUCCCCGAGGGAAACCAGACGUUGACGUUCUGCUACAUCUAUAUCGCCGAGCCAUGGAUGAAGAGCUACGUGGCAGGUUUGGAAGUCAUCUCCAACUUCGGCUCCGUUCCUAUCCUCGUCUUCGUCUACGCUCGCAUGGUCCGUGCGAUCCUCAAGAAGAAGCCUACGGAGGAAGUCGCUCGCGCGGACCACGCGAAAUCCGCGCGCCGGUCGCCGCGCACGCGCACCGUCAUCAUGCUGCUCAUUGCCGUCGUCGUCUUCGUCAUUUGCAGAUUCCCCCGCUGCAUGCUGGAGCUGUUCAACGUUCUCUCGCCGGAUAUCUACCGCUUCGAAGAGGCUCUAGUGAAGCGCGAAAGUUACAUCGUGUACUGGAUUUCCUGGAUUUGCCUCUUCGCGAACAGCCAGGCCAACCCCUUCAUCAUCUUCAUUAUGUCCAGUACUUUCCGAAAGGCCUUCGCCGACGUCUUCUGCGGAUGUCGCCGCAAAGCUGCUAAGAGGUCUGGAAAAGAGACAACGCCUAACACCGUGUCCAGCAAAGUGUCAUCUCAAGCACAAGCAAGUACAAGUUCGCAAGAGCUGCAUGCGACACCGUAA
Molecule: messenger RNA, 1077 nt
Organism: Liolophura sinensis
Lineage: Eukaryota; Metazoa; Mollusca; Polyplacophora; Chitonida; Chitonidae
Product: somatostatin receptor type 5-like
Exons: 2
Coding region: 1-1077 (358 amino acids)
Biological process (GO): G protein-coupled receptor signaling pathway
Cellular component (GO): plasma membrane
Molecular function (GO): G protein-coupled receptor activity
Source: RefSeq, a predicted model, not a curated record